AUGAGCAACCGCUCACCGCCCACCCGCGUGCGCUUCUCGCCCGAAGUCUCGCGCUCCCACUCGCCCGACUACUGGGCGCCCAGCCCCGACAGCGACGACCCGCAGCAGCAGAUGCUCGCCAAGCCGCUGCCGCUGCCGCCGACCGCCAGCGCGCGGGGGCGCCGGCGGCGGGCGGACGACAACGACGGCGAGAGGGGGUGGAUGCGGCUGCCCAUGACGAUCACGCUCGUGGCGGUGCUCAUGUUCUUUGCGGUGGGCUUUGGCAUCAUCUUCUGGGAGAACGAGGCCGAGGGGAGCGACAGCGACAUCCUCGUCAACGCCCAGCACGGCGUUGUUUCCUCCGACGUCGAGGUCUGCUCCGAGAUUGGCGUAGGCAUCCUGAAGAAGGGCGGCAACUCUGUUGACGCAAUCAUUGCCCUCACAACCCCCCCCACAGCCACUGGCGUCUGCAUCGGCGUCGUCGACUCCUUCGCCAGCGGCAUCGGCGGCGGCGGCUUCCUCGUCGCCCGCACAAUCUACGGUGACUCAAAGUCCUUCAACUUCCGCGAGAUGGCUCCCGGCGCCGCCACGCGCGACAUGUACAACGGCGAGCCGCUGCUCGCGCAGGUCGGCGGGCUCGCCGUCGCGACCCCGGGCGAGGUGGACGGGUACGCGACGGCGCACGCGCUGUACGGCAAGCUGGCGUGGCACGAGCUGUGGGCGCCGAGCAUCGAGCUGUGCCGCGGCGGCUUCGUGGUCCCGCCAACGCUCGCCCGCCACAUGCAGACGCAGGAGGCCUUCUUCGCGGCCAACAAGAAGAGCUGGGAGUACCUGUUUUCGGAGGAGACGGGCGAGCUGCUCCGCGCGGGGGAGAUCAUGCAUAGGUGGGCGUACGCGGAUACGUUGGAGGUUAUUGCGGCGCCGGAGGAGGCGCGCGACGGCGGCGAUACGUAUAAGGGUGUGCGUGAGUUUUACAAUGGCUCGAUUGCGAGGUGGCUGGCGAGGUUUGUGCAGAAUAAUGGCGGGAUACUGACGGAGGAGGACUUUGGAAAGUACUUUACGGUCGUGGAGGAGACCGCAAAGACCGUGAUUGAUGAUAUGGAGGUUAUCACUUGUCAGCCGCCCUGCAGUGGACUGGUGCUGAUCGAAGGCCUCAACAUCGCCGAGGGCCUCAACAUGCGAGACUCGCAAGACCCGCUCUCCUACCACUAUCUCGUCGAAACCAUGAAGUGGCUCUCCGCCGGCCGCACCGAGCUCGGCGACCCUACCGACCCUACCGUCUCUGCUAACUACCUACGCAUCUACGAGCUCACCACAAAGCACUGGGCCGCCUCCGUGCGCGCCAACAUCUCCGCCACGCACACCUACCCCUGGGCGCACUACCAGCCCGCCUACGAGCCCACCGACCCCAAGGGCACCUCGCACAUCUCCGUCUUUGACCGGCACGGCGGCGCCGCGGCCCUCACAACCACCGUCAACCUCUACUGGGGCGCCAUGCUGCACGACCCCGCCACCGGCAUCGUGCUCAACAGCCAGAUGGACGACUUCUCCAUCCCCGGCCGCCGCAACGCGUACAACCUCGAGCCGAGCGUCUACAACUACAUCCAGCCGUACAAGCGGCCGCUGUCGAGCACGGCGCCGACGGUCGUUGUCGAGGGCGACGGCAACGUCGGGCUGGUCAUUGGCGGCAGCGGCGGCAGCAGGAUUGUGACGGGCGUGUUUGAGGCGGUGGUGAAGACGUACUUUUGGGGGUGGGAUUUGCUCGACACGAUUAAGAGCCCGAGGCUGCACCAUCAGUUGAUACCGGAGACGGUGAGCGCGGAGUGGAACACGGAGGGCUGGGUGGUGAGGGGGUUGGAGGAGAGGGGGCAUGGCGUGGUGUUGAGGGGGGGCGGGGAGACCGCGGGGGGGAGCGUGUUGCAGGCGGUGAGGGGGCGCGGGGGAAGGGUCGAGGGCGUGGCGGAUUGGUGGAGGAAGGGGGGGAAGGCGGCGGGGUAUUAG
Messenger RNA from Morchella sextelata, 1980 nucleotides. RefSeq lists its product as uncharacterized. Lineage: Eukaryota; Fungi; Ascomycota; Pezizomycetes; Pezizales; Morchellaceae. The record is from RefSeq and is a predicted model, not a curated record. Gene Ontology annotation, cellular component: fungal-type vacuole; plasma membrane. Gene Ontology annotation, biological process: glutathione catabolic process. Bases 1 to 1980 code for a protein of 659 amino acids. Gene Ontology annotation, molecular function: glutathione gamma-glutamate hydrolase. The transcript has 5 exons.